AAGAUUAGUAUCAGCAGAAAUGUCGGGAGCACAAGGAGCAGAGCCGAUGGGGUCAAGAACGGCGACAACAUAUGAGUCGGUGGAAGGAGGAAAGAACAAGACGAAGCUUGAUAUAAAGCCAAAGGAAGACGAAGGUGGGAUUCAAGUUGACAAGCUUCAGGAUAAGGUCUCUGAUGCUGCUGGACUUGGCUGACCUGUCCUUUGGUGCUGGUAAAGUCGUAAAGAUGACAAUAAACAGGAUCUUGGUGUUACCGGAACCGGCUAGAUCCACGUUUUAAAGAAGAUAAUGAAGUUUCUAAUAAAUAGUUAAACUAAAUUAGCCAAUUCGAUUUGUAAGUAAUAUAAUUGUGUUAUGGAUAACCGUCAAAAUAAAUGAUGCGGCCCAAAAAAGAGAAAUACUGUAGUAAAUUAAUCUAGUGGCUAUGGGCCUAUGCUUUAUUGUCUAUGGGAUUGGGCCUGUAAAACUCCAAAUAUUCAUGGUCUUAAACAAAGAGCCCACAUGUUAUUAUC
Camelina sativa (false flax) is the source of this 510-nucleotide messenger RNA. RefSeq lists its product as uncharacterized. The record is from RefSeq and is a predicted model, not a curated record. NCBI's taxonomy places the organism in Eukaryota, Viridiplantae, Streptophyta, Magnoliopsida, Brassicales, Brassicaceae.